UGAGCCAAUUGCAAGGGGAAAUGGGAGGUUCCCAAGUGCUGUUGGGCAUCCAACGUGGGACUAUGGAACGAAGACUGAAAAAAAAUGUGUACAAAAAAACUCAUGGUGGAUAGGGUCUGAAGUUGGGACUGAACCAGGCUCGGAACGCUGAGGUUUUCUGACCGCAUCUGAUAAGCAUUUACUAGGACCUUCACUACAGUAACCCGUCGAGUGUGCGGCGAAGUUGGGAUCAAUCCGCACAAAGUGUUUUAUUUUUGGGGUGUUUUGCAGCGCCAUAAACGAGAAGUCAACGAUAACUCGUUUUCGGCACCGAACUCACCUCUUUCGAGUGCUUCAUUUGCGUAGCAGUGUAACGCCUUCAAAGUUUUAGCUAACAUUCCAAGCGUGCGAUGAAGAGAAGAUAAGUUUUAAAGUUUGUUUUGAGUGCCACUGCCGAGGCAAUCCGCAUAGUCUAGUAUUUGGAAAAUGUGUACAUUUGGUCUAGGAAAAUGAGUGUCACAUGUAUAUUUGACAUGAUGAAAGUAAUCUUAAAAAUUAAGAGCCCCUGUUGAUGUUUGUCAUAUUUUUUCUCUGGCAUUCUUUUUAGGCUAUCUCGAUGUUUCCCCAAAACGAAUCGCUUUGCCAAGAAAUUAUACUCGUUUUCAACCUUUUAUGGACAAGUUCAACUUUCUUGUUGGUUAUUUAAUUCUGGCUGCUUGACAAGUUUAUUGUAGCCGUCUUGCUUCGUAAACCGUGAUACACCUUUGAUUUCAGCCCACAUUGGACAAAAGUUGGACUGGGAACUUGCGUUUAAAUGACUCGGUUAUUUGGAAGAGUAGACCAGUUGUACACACCACAAGUGUUUGUUUUUCUUCAUUUUACCACAACGCAAUUGAUGUGAUAUAAUAGUCCGCACUAUCUCUAAAACUACCAGAUUUCCAAUUUGUGGAGACGACGAGAGAUCAGUGGCCAGCGCGCGAUUAAACUUGAUACAAAAUGGCGGCGUCCCUGGGACGAAUUGGAUCGGUUUCUCACUAUGGUUUUUAUUUAGUUUUGUCGCUGGAACUGUUAAUCAAUUACGGCUUGAGUUCAGAUUUACCAUGUGCUCAGAACUGUACCUGCACUGGAGAUUCUGUGGACUGUAGUCAUUUGGAUUUGACAGAUACACCGUUGGACCUGCCAAUUCAGACAGUUUCCCUAAAUCUUGGCCACAACAAGCUGACAGCCGUUGACGCCGAAGUCUUCUCAAACCUCCCAAACCUACGAGAGCUGCGCCUGGACCAUAAUGAGCUGACGUCCAUCCCUGAUCUAGGACCGGCUGCGUCUAAGAUCGCUUCCCUCUACCUACACCACAAUAGGAUCCGCACCAUUGAUGGGAGGCGGAUGAGAGACCUGGUCUCCGUGGAAACACUGGACCUGAGCAACAAUGACAUCACAGAAGUCAGAGUUCAAGGUUUCCCAGCAGGUCUCCAGAUCAAAGACCUGUACCUGAGCAACAACAAGAUCCAGUUCCUGGAGGCUGGUGCUCUGGACCAGCUCUCCUCGUCCCUGCAGGUUCUGAGACUGAGCCGGAACCGCAUCUCUCAGGUCCCUGUCAAAGGCUUCCAGCUCCCCAAGCUCACCCAACUUGAGCUGAACAGGAACCGUGUGAGGCAGGUGGAGGGGCUGACCUUCCAGGGUCUGGCCAGUCUGGAGGUCCUCAAGCUACAGAGGAACAACAUCAGCAAGCUCACCGACGGAGCCUUUUGGGGCCUGGCCAAGAUGAAAGUGCUUCACCUGGACUACAACAGCCUGAGGGAAGUGAACAGUGGCUCCCUGUACGGCCUGUCGUCUUUGCUGCAGCUCUUCCUCAGUAACAAUUCAAUCUCCCACAUCAACCCAGAUGGCUGGAGGUUCUGCCAGAGGCUACGGGAGCUGAAUCUGUCCUACAACAACCUGAGUCGUCUGGAUGAGGGCAGCCUGGCGGUGCUGGGGGACCUCCACACACUCCGUCUGGGGCACAACGCCAUCAGCCACAUCACCGAGGGUGCCUUCAGAGGCCUCAAGGCCCUGCGCCUCCUGGAACUGGACCAUAACGACAUCUCAGGCACAAUAGAGGACACCAAUGGGGCCUUCUCUGGACUGGACAGCCUCAACAAGCUAACUCUGUUUGGAAAUAAGAUCAAGUCGGUGGCCAAGAAAGCCUUCUCAGGACUGGAGGCCCUGGAGUACCUGAACCUGGGAGAGAACGCCAUCCGCUCCAUCCAGUCAGAGGCCUUCAGCAAGAUGAGGAGCCUCAGGAACCUGCUCGUCCAGAGUGACAGUUUCCUGUGUGACUGUCAGCUCCACUGGUUCCCUGAGUGGCUGAUGACCCGGGGGCUACAGACUGGCGUAGAGGCUACCUGUGCCCACCCCGAAACCCUGAAGGGUACUAGCAUCUUCCAGGCUCCACCAGAGAGAUUUGUCUGUGAUGACCUGCCUAUGCCCCAGAUCACGGUGCAGCCAGAGACCACAGUGACGGUUCUGGGUAGUGACGUGCGCCUCACGUGCACGGCGGCCAGCAGCAGCAGCUCACCUAUGACCUUCGCCUGGCGCAAAGACCAGGAGCUGCUCCGCCAUGCUGAGGUGGAGAACUUUGCCCACGUGCGCGCUCACCACGGGGGGGUGCAUGAGGCCGGGGGGGUGAUGGAGUACACCACCAUUUUGCACCUGCGCCAUGUGACCUUCGCCCACGAGGGCCGAUACCAAUGCAUCAUCACCAACCACUUUGGCUCCUCCUACUCCACCAAGGCCCGCCUCACUGUCAACGUCAUGCCUACGUUUGUGAAGACCCCUCGAGACAACACCAUCCGUACGGGCACCACUGCCAAGCUGGAGUGUGCGGCCGAGGGGCACCCCACCCCCGAGAUCGCCUGGCAAAAGGACGGAGGCACGGACUUCCCGGCGGCACGCGAGCGGCGGAUGCACGUGAUGCCUGACGAUGACGUGUUCUUCAUCAUGGACGUCAAGCUGGAGGACAUGGGCGUGUACAGCUGCACCGCCAAGAACACAGCGGGCACCGUGUCUGCCAAUGCCUCUCUCACCGUGCUGAAGACGCCCCACCUGGACCAAGAGCUGGAGGACCGUAGUGUGGUGGUGGGGGAGACUGUAGCCCUGCAGUGUAAGGCCCAGGGCAGCCCCCCACCCAAAAUCACUUGGCUGAGGAACGACGAGCCCCUCCACUCCUCUGACCGACACCACUUCACCCCCGGCAACCAGCUGCUGGUGAUCGGCAGCGCCGCCCUAGAGGACGCUGGGAGGUACACGUGCGUCAUGUCCAACACGCUGGGCACGGAGCGCGGCCACAGCCAGCUGAGUGUCCGUCAGCGGCAGACCGGCUGCUCCGCUCCGUCCGGCCCCAGCACCGUCACCAUGGGCAUCAUCGUAAUUGCCGUGGUGACCAGCAUCGUGGUGACCUCGCUGGUGUGGGUGUGCAUCAUCUACCAGACGCGCAAGAAGAGCGAGGAGUGCAGCGUAACCAACACGGAUGAGACAAUCGUGCCCCCGGACGUCCCCAGCUACCUGUCCUCCCAGGGGACCCUCUCGGAGCGCCAGGACGUGUGUAUCCGCGUGGAGGCUAGCGUUGGACCUCAGCCCAACGGACACAUAGACAACACAGGUUACAAUGGGGCUGUAGUUUGUACAGAGUGUAUGGAGAAUGGGAACAGCUACUCCAAGUCAGACUCAGAAUACCUCCCCCAGGGGCUUGGACCUGCAGGCCUGGAGUACCAACAACGCGCUCACCCCCAGCACAUGGACUACAGUGUACCUGUACCCCUAGGGGUGGACACGGGACCCUACACGGCCCCCCUCUGCAACGGGACCCCCAAUGGAGUCAGAAGGGAUGCCCCGCCACCUGAAUUUCCCAGCAACCACAACACAGUGUCAUCACAGAGAAAACACAACAGAAAAGGUUCCUCAGUGAACAGGACAGGACACACAAUGCUAGUGUGCUCCCCAUCCCAAGAGGAGGCCUUCCACAAGCCGGUGAAACUCGCCCCCGUAACACACCAAUACACACUGGACACGGAUUGUGAGCCAGAGCUCAGACAGACUCUACUGUCCAACGGACACACUCCCAGAGCCUCCCAGAGUGACAGCACCCCCCUCAGGAGCGCCAGCGACUAGCAGGCUCUCCCCACCCUGACACUAACAGACUCACUAGCCCUGAGAGGACUUGUUCUUUGCACUGGGAACUGCUACCUCAAACAGAGAGGCCAAGAUCUGAUCCCCUCCCCUAACAGGGCGGGAGCAGGGAGGGGGGUGGCAUCCAGAGUUUUGAAGGCGGAGCUUGUGUGGGUGGCGUCCCAUCUGAGCGUAUCAGCUGUACAUACUUAAAACCUUCCCCUGGGAGGUGUCAACCAAUCCUAGCUCCAAAUGUGACUUGCAUUUGAAGCAUGCAAAUGUAGGGAAUAUUUUACAGUAAUGUGCGAAAGAGAUAUACCAUUUGACAAUUAACUGUACAUAAGAGUUUUCAUAUAUAUAUUAUAUAACUUUUACAAAGAGUAUUUGAAUUUAUUCUGUGCAUGACAAAGAACGGAGUGAUGGUAUUCUUUUGUCUCUUUAACAAGCCUUGUCAGCCUCUACUUACCAGCUUCAACUGCGGUGCCUUAUUGCAUGAUCAAAGAAACCACGAACCGGACUCGUAGUAUAGCAGAGAUUUCUGAGAGCUAUCGUACACUCUUUGUCAUAUCAUGGAACACUUUAUUGCACUUGAAUGUUGUUUGACAAACACAAACGCUGCCCGUCAUGGCCUUAAACCAUAACUCAUAUUUACUGGUAUUUUAUGAAGGAAGCUUUGAUUUAAUUUAUUUUGGUACGUGAUAUGGUACAACCUAGGACAAGGGAGUGUUUGGGAUAUGAAUCUAGGUUAUUGAUGUUUAAGCACUUUGGUAUUCAUCAUAAAUGACCUCUGGAAACGCAGACUCGGUACAUGUAACCCAAUAGGAAUGUAAGAAAUCCUAGUCAGGAAACGCGACACAUUUCUGACAUAGCCAUGGAAUGUCAAGUCUCUUCCACCUGUCAAGGUACUAACUAUAGUGCCAUCAGAAAGUAUUCAUACCCCUUGACUUAUUCCACAUUUUUGUUGUGUAACAGCCUGAAUUCAAAAUUGAU
Molecule: messenger RNA, 5112 nt
Organism: Coregonus clupeaformis (lake whitefish)
Lineage: Eukaryota; Metazoa; Chordata; Actinopteri; Salmoniformes; Salmonidae
Product: leucine-rich repeats and immunoglobulin-like domains protein 1
Exons: 18
Coding region: 976-4125 (1049 amino acids)
Molecular function (GO): protein binding
Source: RefSeq, a predicted model, not a curated record